GUUCUUUUUCUCCUCCCCUUCUCCUCCUCUUUCUUCUUCUCCUUUCUCUUCCUCAUUCUUCCAUCGUUCUCUGAUUGUAAGGCAAUUCUAUUCCAUUCAUUUCAAGUUUUUAUUAAGGGCCUCAUUAAGCACCUCUGUGUGGAAGGUGCAGUCCUCAGCCUCCCUAAUACAGAGGAAAAAGGAAAAGCAGACUGCAGUCCUGUUAAGGACCACACCUAAGUGUGAAUGGGCAGGUCGAUUCUCCCGGGCCCCUACAGCUGUGAAUCAUAACACCCCUGAAGGAAUUGCAAAUCAACAUUCCCUGACGCAGAAGUUGCUGGUGAAUCGGGAAUGGAAUAAAUCGGAGGCAAAAGGGAAUCGGAGGGAAGUCAGAGAACGCAACUGCCUCUCAGUCGCCUUGUAACGUUAUCAUCCUCUCUCUUACAUGAAGCGAUCUGUUCUGCUGGUCAGAAUGAGAUCCCCAGUAGCCACUCGCAGGAGGCUCCCGGAACACACUCGAGCUUACUUUUGAAUGUGAAAACUAAUAUGAAUGGACCUCUUGUCACCAUAAUGACAAUUAGCAUUUAAAAAGCUCUUUAAAGUUUUCAAAGAACUUUAUAGAUAUUACUUCAUCCCCGUGAGGUUGAUGCUAUCAUUAUCACUACUUUAAAACCUGGUCUGAGUGAUUUGCCCAGCGUCACUCGACUGGAAGCUGUUUGAGGUAGGAUUUGAAUUCAGGUCUUCCUUUAUCUGGAUCCAACACUCAGUUUACUGUGCCACCUGGUUGUCUCCGGCUUCACCUGCCAGGAUGAUCAGGUUAAUUACAUUCAUUCAAUAAACAUUUAUUAAACGCCUAUUAUGUGCCAGGUACCGUGCUCGCAAAAUACUGUGCAGAAUAUAGCAUGGUUCCAUUUUCUAGAGUGGAAAACUGAUGCUCAGAAAGUUACAGUGAUUCAUGGAUUCAUGGCUUCGUGCAAGCCUCCAGACAACAUAGCCUGAAGCUGUUCAGGUGUAUUCGAGUCCCCGUUUCCCUGGAUAAAACCACACUACCCAGGUGCCUGGAGGCUGAGGCAUCCCGGGACACUCGAUCCCUGCGGUGUCUUACUUGCUCCUCUGAUCCUUUCUAGCCAUUCUGCGCCGCAGCAGCUGCCUUCUCACAACUCCGCCUCACUCCGGGACUGGUGCACAACACGUUCCUAAUUAGCCAAACUCUCUAUCUCAGGCGUUGUUGCCACCAGGAUAUGGACACCUGUCAGACAGGUGGUUCCGCCCAUUUCUCCCCUCCCCCAAAGGAAUGGUCCCAACAAGUGGAGGCUGAGUUGCGGACAACUUGGAGAUCGCUUGCCCCGAAUCCAUUUGCCCCAACGCGGGACUCCGGGCUUGACCAGAAGCCUGGCGAGUCUAGCCACACCUGGGACACACUCACUCUAAGGAGGCCGCUCCCAUUCCGCUCCCCGCUCCCAGCGUCCCAGAGGGCUCUCCCCCCGGCCUGGGGCCAGCUCGGCGAGGUCAGGCCCUAGAAGCCAGCUGCGGCUCUCGGACACUUUCCUCUUUCACUUUUCUUUUGAGCACCAAAGAAGGUUGUUUCUCUUGGCGCUCGGGGAAACCCUGUUGACCCUGGAAGGCGGAGGGCGGGCUUCCUCUGGCUGCGCUCAGAGCAGAGCAGUGCAAAUGCGUUGGCUGGGUCGGACCCCGGCAGUCCCUUUAAAUUGCUCCGGCCCCGGCUCCCGUCCGCCACCUCACCGCAGCCCAGAACCUGCCAGCGAGCCGCGACCCUAUGGAGAGUCCAAUUCCUGAUGCAGCCAUUUGGCUCCAUGGAGUAAUGUUGCAGCAUCAUGCACCAUGCUGGUAAUGUCACGGGUACCACGGAAGACAUCGAGAGCAUACAGCCAGUCUAUUGGGGGUAGGAAAUCAAACUUAAGAAACACAUCUAUUCAGUGCUACUUGUGGCCCAUUUUAAAUUGCCAUUUUUUCAGCAUUUUAAAUGAAUCUGGGACGUAUUUCUUCAUUCUCAGCUGCAUCAGUGCCCAUCUGCCUAAAACUGAAGCUUCUCAUUGGGAAGAUGUCAUAGUUGAAUUGAAUCAUAUUUCAACUAUUACCAAAGGACGUAAUAUUGAUACGACUCUGUAUACUGAAAGUAAUGCCCAUCCAAGUUGCAAAAUCACCAUGAUGAGGUGUUUUCUUUUGGAGCUACAUGUGAUUUCCUAUGAAUGUAAUAAUACUCAGCUCUAUCAAGCAGUAGAAAACAUCCUUGUCCUUGCCAAUGAUGGAUUAUCAUCAAAUAGGAACAUCAAAGAAUCAGGAUGCAAAGAAUGUGAGGAACUGGAGGAAAAAAAUGUUGAAGAAUUUUUACAGAGCUUCAUACGUAUAGUCCAGUUAUUUAUUGGCACAUCUUAAUAUCAUUUGCUGCCUUUCAGCACUUCUGUUGGUGAAAAUUUUCUUCUUGGACUCCUGGACCAGGGACUCAUGUUGUCAAGUCACUGGAAUUUGCCUUUUUCUCAAGAUAAUGAUCAAGACUAUGGAAUUAAUUCACGUUGCAGAACAAAGACAAAAAAUGAAUCAAUUAUCUUGUGAUCUCUUUUACCUUUGUUUUAAAUUUAUUAUUGAAGCUCUACAAUGUCCUAUUAUGAGUUUUAACUUUCAUCCUAAAUGGCAUGGGAUGGGAAAACAAGGCUGUUUUGUCCUGAAUUGGGCCUCAUAUUUAAAGAACAGAUGCAUCUGGAAAAGAGCUUUUGAAAGUGGUGAAAUUGGGACAUUGUGAUGGUGCAAUAGAGAGUACUGGUUCUGGAGUCAGACCCUCACACUAGUUGUGUGACCUUGGACAAGUCACUUAACCCUGAUUGCCUCCAAAAGAAAAGAAACAAAGUAAGAUAGAAGAGUACUAGAUUUAGAGGGAAAGGGCAUGAGUUAAAUUUUGCUUCUAGGAUAACUUGUCCUUCUGCGGCAAAGAACAUAUAAUUUUUCUGGGCCAUUUCCUUAAUUAUAAAAGGAAGAUGUUGGACAAGACAACAAUUGCUAGUCUUUAUACAGAGCUUUAAGGUCUAAGUGACUUACAAAAAUAUUAUUUCAUUUUACCCUGGGAGGUUGAUGCUAUAAUUAUCCCCAUUUGACAAAUGAGCAAACUAAGAUAGACAAAAGUUCAAUGAUUUGCCAAAUCAUAGAACUAAGAAAAAGCCAGAAGUGACUGCUUUCAAAGGUCCAACCCAUAUGUAAAUCCAUGAUUCACUGAGAUGAAAAAUUACAUUUUGAAUCAAUGUAGUUCAAAUACAAAAUGGUUUUUGAAAAACAAAGGUCAAGUCAAGAUUGAUGAGGUGCUUUAUCAUUAUUUUUUGCCAUCUAUUGAUGACAAUGAAAAAUUCAUAAAACUGUCUUACAGGUGAUGUAACUUGUUUCCCAAACUAUAAAGUGGGUACAAUAAUAGUACCUACCUCCCAAGAUUGUUGUGAAGAUAUCUGGCACUUAGCACGGUGCCAGGUAUACAGUAGGUGCUAUAUAAAUGCUAACUAUAUUAUUAGCCUCCGUCCUUAGCAAUGCCUUACUAUGAUGGGGCAAGAUGGUUUGACCGCACUUAUUGCUGCAGGUUUGUAAAUAACUCAGGACCUUUAAGUUGGUAAAGAGUUGGGACAAUAGGAGAGAGGAGAGAGAAUCUUUUAUCUGACUUCCUAGUUUGGGAAAAAGAGCAAAGACAAUCCAAAAUCAGUGGAAAAGGCAGUGGGAGUAUUUACCCAGGAGAAUGAGCACCGGCUUUGGAGUCAGAAGAUAAGACUUCAAAUGUGACCGCUCUGGCUGAAUUCAAUUUCUUCAUCUGUCCAAUGAGAAUGGAGGACUAGAUGGCCUUUGAGAUCUUUUUCAGCCCUAAAUCUACAAUGCUUUGAAGAAAAUUACUGAUUGGAGUAUUUGUUUUUCUUUUUAUUUGUUUAAUGUAUAUAGAGCAUAACUCUCAGGUUGUUGUAUUAAAGAACAUAUUUUGAUUUAUUUCUACUGUACAACCUUUAAUAAUUAAUAGAAAAAUAAGUCAGUAUAGAAUGUUUAGGACAUAGGUUCUCAGGGAUGUAUAGAUUUUUAUUUUAAUGGAACCUGAAUGGAUCUUAGUUUUAUGCCUUAUACAGACACACACAAUGUUUGCUUUCUCUCCCCUUCCCAGAAUAGUCUCCUACCUACAACCGGCUCACUGCCCUGAGUUUAUAACGGUCUUCAAUGUGUAUUUUAGAGAAUUGGGCCCCAUGAGAUAAAUUUGAUAUUAUGUCUGUCACUCAUGAGUAAUAGGUCUUAUUUCCAAAGUAUUGUCAGUGUCAUCAUCAUGGCCUGAAAGAAGGAAUAUAAUGCUCUUGGUACCAGAUGGUAGUAGGUAAGCACUAGGGGAAAAUAAGCUUAGGGACAACUGGCCAUGAUCUCACUGGGAAAACUUGGAUUGUGCAUGUGUUGAGUUUAUGCACAAGUGUGAAGGGCCAGACUGUCAGAAAGUCAGUCCCUGCUCAUGUCUUUGACCACUGACUGCUUUCAGUCUCCCAGAAACUCUAGUACUCCAUGAAACAACCUGUUAUUAUAUAGGUAGUAAGUGUCAGAGUUGAGAAACCAGGACUUUUGAUUUCAUCAAGUAUAUCUUUUUUCACACAAUGUGUAUAUAUAUAAAUAUAUAUUUGUAUUUGCAUAUAUGUAAAUAAUAUUUUAUAUAAGGAAUUUUCAUACUUCAUAGGAUCAUAAAUUUAAAGCUGAGAGGACUUUAAAGUUCAUUGAGUUAAUCAAUCCCCUUGAGACUAUGUCAAAGGACUUACCCUUACUCACACAGACAUGGAGCUGUUCAGACAUCAGAAGAUCUGAAAUCAAAUAUUACUUCUGAUAUAACUUCUCAGAUUUUGAGUAAAUCAUGUGAUCUGCUCAGUUACUCAGUUUCUUCAGCUAUAGAAUAAGUAGCUGAAGACAGAGGAGUAGAGAGGGCUGGAUAGGUCCCAUCUUUUUAAACUGUGGGUUGCAACCUCAUUAAGUGUCUCAUAACUGAAUGUGGGGACUGCAAGAUUAUGAUGUUUUUUAUCAAUGAAUGUUUGAUUUGUAUGCCUAUUUUUAUAUACCUAUAUACUCAGGCUCAUCUAAAAAUUUCUUGGAUUCACAGGGAAUCACAAGGUAAAGCCCUGGGAUAGAUGCCCUCCGGAAGGCCCUCUUAAAUUCUAACUUUAUGAUCUUAAGUGAAUAGAGGGUGGAUUUGAACCUUGGUCCUACUGACUUUAAGUCCAAUCAAUGUCCUUUUUAUAUUGUGCUACCUCUUGAUGGUUAAACAUUUAAGCUCAAUUGAGUAAAUAUGAAGCAUAAGUUUGUAUCUUAUUCAGUUUUCUUUUUCAAAU
Sarcophilus harrisii (Tasmanian devil) is the source of this 5318-nucleotide messenger RNA. It is a transcript of the gene IL15, whose product is annotated as interleukin 15. Gene Ontology annotation, cellular component: extracellular region. The transcript is spliced from 7 exons. Gene Ontology annotation, molecular function: cytokine receptor binding; cytokine activity. The coding region runs from base 1822 to 2376 and encodes 184 amino acids. The record is from RefSeq and is a predicted model, not a curated record. Lineage: Eukaryota; Metazoa; Chordata; Mammalia; Dasyuromorphia; Dasyuridae. Gene Ontology annotation, biological process: immune response; positive regulation of cytokine production; neutrophil activation.